Molecule: messenger RNA, 3768 nt
Organism: Scatophagus argus
Lineage: Eukaryota; Metazoa; Chordata; Actinopteri; Scatophagidae
Gene: rnf141
Product: ring finger protein 141
Exons: 6
Coding region: 160-846 (228 amino acids)
Biological process (GO): protein autoubiquitination
Molecular function (GO): ubiquitin-protein transferase activity
Source: RefSeq, a predicted model, not a curated record
GUAAAGCGACAUCUGAGGGUACCGCGUGACGUCAUCAGUCGGCGACGGUGUUGUGUUCUCCGAAGCUGAAGUUUGGACGCCAACAACUUGAGUGUCCGGCUCUGCACAACUGAAUGAGCCUUCUGCCAGUGCUGCUUUGUAAGCUUUGCUGCUGCGGGGAUGGGCCAGCAGCUCUCAGGUCAGGCGGUGAUGAACCAUCUGCCUGAGAAGCUGGUGAAACACGUUGGGCUUGUACGUGACAGCGGCUACCUUACGUACGAGGAGUUUCUGGCCAGAGUGGCUGAACUGAACGAUGUUACGGCCAAACUAGCUGCUGGACAGCAGAAGCACCUGCUGUUUGAGGUGCAGCCAGGAUCCGAUGCCACGGCCUUGUGGAAGGUUGCUGUCAGGGUCCUGUGUACCAAGAUCAACAAGGAGAAUGGCAUGAUGGAGGCAUCCCGCAUCAUGAACCUGUACCAGUUCAUCCAGCUGUACCGUGACAUCACCAGCCAAGCUGCUGAGGUGCUGACAGCAGAGGGGGCCUCCAGGGGCCCGUCUGCCCAGCUGCCCUCCACCGACUCCUGCCAGGCCAGCAUGUGGAUGGGCAGGGUGAAGCAGCUGACUGAUGAGGAGGAGUGCUGCAUCUGCAUGGACGGAAAGGCCGACCUCAUUCUCCCCUGCGCACACAGCUUUUGUCAGAAGUGCAUCGACAAAUGGAGCGGGCAGAGCCGAAACUGUCCGAUAUGUCGCCUGCAGGUGACUGCUGCCAAUGAAUCGUGGGUCAUGUCUGACUUCCCCACCGAGGACGACAUAGCUGGCUACAUCCUCAACUUGGCUGACGAUGCAGGCCACCCUCACAGGCCUUAACAUGCAGCACAGAGAGCCAGUUAGCCGACAAGGGAAAUCGACCUGUACCAAGUAGACUUCACACGUUGAAACACAAAAUGCCACUUUCACUAAUGAAGAGUUUGUUUUUUUUUUCUUCCUUAAAAAGCUAACAAUGCAGAAGAAAUGAGCAGGGGUUCCUCAAAGCUGGUGUUAAUGAAGUUGGAGAAAUAAGCGUUGAGAGUUGAGCUGUUAGACUCUGAAGUUAUCCAACCGAAAAUAAAUCCCUCGCAAUUCAAAGCAGCUCCUCUGAAACACAUUGACGCGCACUACCUGACUACACUGACUGGAUAUAAAUUAACAGCUCUGUUAAAUACCACAAUCAUACAAGAUGUCAUGCAAGAUGUCGGUCACAUGCGCUGCUCACUCUGGUUGCCCGACCCGGCAGUUGCUGCUUUGAGCGACUGGGUCUGUUGUUGAAUGAGUCUGUUGUUGCAGCUGCAGAGACACUCGUUCUUCAGCUCAGGGCUGUGUGAGGACCACAGUGAGGUUUGUUUGAGGUUGGACGUUCGCAGUAUCCAACCUGUGAAAGUGCAGCACGUCGUAGUCACUGCUAACCGUAUGCAACUACCUCAUAUCUCAUUCACGUGUCAGAAAACAACCAACGACAUCAAAAUGAACGUAAACGACGCGCACGGCUGUUGUUAGCACUCGCAGCUGUCAACAUAACAAAUUAGGAAGUUUUUUGCUGCACUUUCUGCCAUUCCUGUGCGACAAGCUCGCCAAUAAGCUCCAGCAACAAAUUCGCCCUGUGGAAAACUCCAACGUGAUGAAGGCACAGACAGUGUACGCGCAGGUAGACAGGUGUGUAGGUAGACAGGUAGGGAGGCUCGUUACGGGAUUGUAACUGUAACAAACACUGGAUUUUUUUUCUUUAUUUUUGUCAGCAUGUGAUUUUUUGAUUGCUGUCAGGAUGUUAAGAGAAAUUCUGUAAACAUAAAAUAAAAUGACUCUAAAACACAUGACCAACCCUAACUUUAAGUUCUUAGUUGACAGGAUUGGAAAAUGAUGCGUCUUAAAAAAAAAAAUUCUAGAGGUGGUCCUUAAUGGGAGCUUUGUGUGUGCUAAUACCUGCAUUAUAUGAAAUAUGUAAUGAUAAAUGUAAAAUAAUAUUUUAAUUUACACAGAGAAUAACCAAAAGUGCGCGCAUGUUGAGGUUCAUUUAGUCAACAGGGGACAAGAGGAUCCAAGCUGAAGUUGCCUUUCAUGUUAUGAAACUUCAUUGAACUGCUUGACAGUUUUUGAAAUAAUGCUUAUUCAGAGUUAAAUGCGAAGGUCAGUAUCACCAUUACCUCUGCAUGUGUGAAUUACUGUGAACUAAGGCUAUGACCACCAGCCUGUUAGCGUAGCUUAGCACAAAGACUGAUGUGGGGGGAGGGGAUAGUGGCCAGCCUGGCACGCUAUGCAUUUGUUUGUACGGUUUGUUCUCGUACAAUCAAACAGAUAAAAUGUUUAAAUAAGUGAGCUUUAGAGGUGCUGAAAGUAUGAUUUGUUACAUCUGGACAGAUUCAGGCGUCAUUUUCCUGCUUUUCGGCAUAAGCGUAUGGAACUUCUGCUUUAAGUGCAAAUCCAAGACACCCCGAGUUUCUGGUUAAACUCUUAAACCAGAUUUAUUCUCCACCUGCGAUGCUGUAAACGGAGUCUGUGCAAUGUAACCCUGCAUGUUUAUUUCCCACAUGACAUGCCUUACGAGCUGUGUUACGUUAAUCUGUUGUAGAGUGAUGUUCAGAGUCUGAAUAUAGACUUAGUGGCUUACCGUCUUUUCAGUGUAAAUAGUUUUGUAGGAUUUCAGUGACAUGGCUUGCUGUGGUGUCUUCUUCACUGUUGGGAAUAACCACUAUUUGUCAUAUAUGCUCUUCUCAUCUUUUUUUUACUUUAAAUACAUAUAAUAUAUACUUAUUAUAUAAUAUAUAUAUAUAUAUAUGUAUAUAUAUAUAUAUGUAUUUUUUUUAAUUUACCAUCACUUUAUUAGGUUUAUUUUAAUCUGACUGCUGUAGAAGUACUGUAGUUUACGCUCUCAAAACGACCUGUCUUGUCUUUGCUUUGCUCAGUUUUUUAUGCCUGUGAUUAAAGAUUACUAAAUAAUAGAGACGGCCAACAAAUUAUUUCUCAUAGAUUUAAAAUAGAAUUUAAAACCACAGUAGAGUUUUACUUUUAGCGAGUAUUUCAGGGUUUGUUUCCAGACCACGUGAAUCGCAGGUAGCACUUUCAGUUAAAGAGGAGGUGCUUGACUGCAUCCAUGCUGAAGUGUGCUGAAAAUGUCAGAAAACUGAGCUUCGUUUUCAUUGGAGGGAAAAAGUUUCUGUUCUGCUGAAAUCUAAUCAUAACUGAAAGUUGUAAUAAUAUUUGAAUUUAGCAUUUUGUUUUGUUCCAUUUAGCAAGUUAAUAAGUUUUGCUUUUGAUCACGUUUAGAUAAUUUAAUGUUUUUCUAAAUGUGAGACAGUAAUUCCACUAUUAUUAAAGAUGUGAUGGAAGGCUUUUCAUUUAGCAGAAUAGUCUUCUGUUGAAUUGAUAUUUGAUUUAUUAAACCACAAACAUAUGAACUUAAAUUUGACCAAAAGUAAUUUUUGGUUGUUGAUGCUGACCGAACGCACUUUAAAAACUCCACUGUAGCAUCCUUUUUGAUUGUGCAUAAAACGACAAAUGAUUUUAUGGUGGAAAAUAUUAUCUGCUCCUGGUCCAGUCAUAAUUUAUAAAACACAGUAGUAAUAUUAUAUUGUUAUUUGUGUAUACUUCAAUUUGUUCAAUUUGGUUCCAGUACUACUUUUUAUGAUCAAUUACUAUAAAACAUCCAAUGCUACAUAUUCAUACUGUAUGUAAAAUUACUGACUGGAAAGAGGUGUAUUAAAAAUGAAUCUCACUGUAUUAUCCUUAAUAAAGAGACACUCGUGUUUUUGCACUUUA